This is a messenger RNA of Coregonus clupeaformis (lake whitefish), 1181 nucleotides long. RefSeq names its product interleukin-34. NCBI's taxonomy places the organism in Eukaryota, Metazoa, Chordata, Actinopteri, Salmoniformes, Salmonidae. The transcript is spliced from 8 exons. Gene Ontology annotation, biological process: positive regulation of monocyte differentiation; positive regulation of protein phosphorylation; positive regulation of cell population proliferation. Gene Ontology annotation, molecular function: cytokine activity; macrophage colony-stimulating factor receptor binding. The coding region runs from base 462 to 1076 and encodes 204 amino acids. The record is from RefSeq and is a predicted model, not a curated record.
CACAUUGGCAUUGCGCAAUUGAUUAAUAUUUGCGCAUUUUGGAGAGCUGGGGAAAAGAAACCGAGGCUUCAGGGAGUUUCCCAAAUUCGCUUUCUUCUAAGGGGGUUUUGCUCUGGGUAUUGCUACGCGCAGAUCAUCUAUUAAAGAUGACAAAUUGUGCCAAUGUCACUAACCAGACACGCACGCGUUGUUUCCAAGCCUUGUAAGUCAUUUGUGUGAACCAUGUGUGCUUUUGGUCGUUGAUGGUCAUCCUGAAGAUAACGGAGUGUUGAAGUGGCAAGUUUCGGUGGAGUUACAGCUGUGAUUGGGCAGGAACAUCAUUUGGAGUGAAUAAAGUGAAGAGUAGUGGAGGAAUACACAGACUGGCUAACAAGGAGCGAGAAGGGCCUGGUGGUGCUCUGGAAUAGUGUGCUCUGAGUCAGAGGCCUCCAGCGGGUUUAAACAGGGGCAUACGUUGGAGCAUGGUCCAGUCAACAGCCUGGCUCCUGGGAGCUCUAUUGGGUUUGAUAUGUGUACUACCUGUUUUGAUGACACCCACAACUGCCCAGUGCACGUCUUUGAAGACAUUGGAAAACAAACUCAUAGGCAGAAGACGUAACAUGAAGCACAAUUUCCCCAUUAAUUACACCAUCAGAGUUCACUAUGAGGAGGUCUUCAAACUCAGCAACAUCACCAGGCUGAGGGCAAGGGUGGAGGAUCUGGAAGACGGGGACCUGCAGGAUGUGUGGCUGUUGGUCAACCAGGAGGUGUUGAAGAGGAUCCUGAGGGUCUUGCCAGAGAGACACCCCUCCUACAAGUACACCGCCGACCUGGAGGAUCUCUUCAGGAAGGUCCAGCAGGUGUUCCCAACACAGAGUGAUGAGAGAGAGCCACCAGAGCGAAUAGAGGAGAUCUACAAAAGAGUGAAGGAUAUUGACUCAAAAGGCUGGAGGUUCGUGACCCCCAAAUCUCUGUUGGAUAACUGCUAUCGGACAAUGCACUGUCUCUUCAAAGACUGCUUUCCCAGUGAAGAGGGAGAGCAAGACUAUUGUGCUUUAUCUCACUGGCGGAAGGGCAGAAAGAGACAACUACAGUAAACCUGAGGAGGGCGCUAUUUCCAACCAGUGGCAAUGAGUGUACAAAACAUUAUGAACACCCGCUCUUUCCAUUACAUAGACUGACCAGGUGAAUCCAGAUGAAAG